CUUUCUUCGAUCAAAUCUCAUUUUUUUACCAUUUAACUUUACCUUUUGUCUUUAGUUUUCCUUUUCUCUUUCCUAAACUCUCUCCCCUUCAUUCCUAUUUGAUUUCAAUUCUAGGGUUUCUUGCUUUUUCUUUCUUUCUUUCCUUGGUGUGUCCAAGAACAGCUAACAGUUCAGCAACGGUUAGCAUGUUAUUUGAGUAGCUUCAGAUUUUCAACAUUCUUUGCCAGUAAGCUCUUUUCUAUGUUCAUGUCAGUAAAAUUGUUCAUGCUCAAACAUUAAUUCCAGUUUUCUAGCUUCAAAAUUAGCGGCCUUUGUUGUCUUUUCUUUCUUUCUUUGGUCUAGAGGUUUCAAAAUCUGCUCUUUCCUUCUCUGGGUUUUUCAUAUUCAGAGAAAAACCCUUGUAAAACCCUUGUGUGUAGGUGAUGGUUGAAUUUCUGGUUCAGAUUUAGGUUUUCAGUAAUUUCAUUAAUUGGCAUCUAGGAAUUUCUGAGUUGUAGAUUUAGGUUUUAAGACGACACACAAGUACAUAUAUUGGCAUCCAGGAACAAAGUGUUUUGUGUGAAUAUUCACCGACUAAAUGCAUGGAUGGAAGAGAAGGCAUGGCACUAUCUGGGUUUGCUCCUUUUUACCUCCAUGGAGGGGCUAGUGGUUCUGGGUCUGGAACAGACACUGAUUUGCAUGUCCCUCCUGGUUUCAGGAACUUAUCCAACAACCCUAGUAGUUCAUUUCAGAUUAAUGUAAGGGGUAGCUCUGUAGAGUCAACAAUUCCAGUAGAAAACCCAUCACCCAAUUUUCCUCAUGGCCUUAACAUUGGUGUGGCCUCUGGUGUGCCACUGAGCGAGCCAGCGAAGAAGAAAAGAGGGAGGCCUCGAAAAUACAGACCCGAGACUGAGGGUGCCAAUAUGUCCCUGGGACUGUCUCCUAUGUCAUUGGCCCCUUCAUCAGGGUCAGUCACACAAAUCCUGAAGGUUAGAGGUCGGCCACCUGGGACCGGUAAGAAACAGCGAUUGGCGUCUCUUGGUGAAUGGAUGAGCGAUUCAGCAGGACUCGCUUUUACACCACAUGUCAUCAAUAUUGCUGUAGGAGAGGACAUUGCGGCAAAAAUAUUAUCCUUUUCACAACAGAGGCCAAGGGCUGUGUGCAUCUUGUCAGCCAAUGGGGCAGUUUCAGCAGUAACACUAUAUCAGCCUGCAUCUUUUAGCGGCACUGUCACAUAUGAGGGACGUUUUGAGAUAUUAUGCUUGUCGGGUUCUUACUUGCUUUCUGAAAGUGGUGGUACUCACAAUCGAACUGGUGGUCUAAGUGUUUCUCUUUGUAGUCCUAAUGGCCAUGUCUUUGGAGGAGGAGUGAAGGGCAUGUUUAUUGCAGCAAGCCCAGUUCAGGUGGUUGUAUGCAGUUUUGUAUAUGGUGGUUCUAAGACAAAGGACAAAAUCAAGGUUGGUCCAAAAGACAAAGGUGAGGAGAAUUCUGCGCUUGAGCCUCGUGAAAAAUCAGCUACACCAGCUAAUGCUGCUCCUGGUCAAAAAUCAACUCCGAAUUCAGCAUUGGAUGUGUGGCCGCCUGGUUCUCGGCCAGAUCUGAGAAACCCUCACACAGAGAUUGACCUGACGCGUGGAUGAUCUAACUUGCUGCCGUAGGCCCAAGGCAAUUCUGUGUAUAUUUGUUGUAAAUGAACCGGACCACUCGGAUCUGCAUACUCCUAAGCUCACCUUGUGUGCCCACCAUUAGAUGAUGAGUAAUUUAACAUAGUUACACACUGCCCAUUUUGAGAUUUCAAAAUAACCAUUGUAGAAUAUUCUGUGGUAGGUUGCAAUUUGAUGCAUUGUUGUUACCAAUCGUUGCAGUUAUGAGUGUUAUUUCUUCAAAUUGAACUGAUGCAAAUGAUGAAGGGUGGUGUUCUUUUGGCCUUCAGAUGCUGCUGUGAUGCACUUCAUUUUCAGUUUGUAAAAAUUGACAAUGCUAGUAUUCUAUUUUGGUUUCCUCUUAGAAAUUA
Molecule: messenger RNA, 1993 nt
Organism: Cornus florida
Lineage: Eukaryota; Viridiplantae; Streptophyta; Magnoliopsida; Cornales; Cornaceae
Product: AT-hook motif nuclear-localized protein 5-like
Exons: 5
Coding region: 582-1619 (345 amino acids)
Molecular function (GO): minor groove of adenine-thymine-rich DNA binding
Source: RefSeq, a predicted model, not a curated record